Messenger RNA from Lolium perenne, 641 nucleotides. NCBI's taxonomy places the organism in Eukaryota, Viridiplantae, Streptophyta, Magnoliopsida, Poales, Poaceae. The record is from RefSeq and is a predicted model, not a curated record.
AAAUUCCCAUAAAAAAAAGGGAAAAAAAGAGAGGAAUUGUCCGUGGGCGGUGACUCGCGCGAUGGAGAAAGACACGGCGGCGACGGCGGCGGCGAGGGUGUGCCGGCGGUGCAAAGAGAAGUACUCGCCGUCGGACAACACGCCGCAGUCUUGCAGGUUCCACCCAUCCUUCUUCGUCUGCCGCCGCCACGACGACCAGAAGAGGUACUACGAGCUUAAGGACGGGGACCCGCCCUACGCCGCCAGGUUCUACGAUUGCUGCGGCGCCGAGGACCCCGACGCGGCCGGCUGCGCCACCGGCUUCCAUCUCUCCUACGACGACCCGGAGUAGCCAACUAUACCAUACCUUUGCAGUUAGCAAUAGAUUUUGGUAUCCUCCCUGUUAUGUGAAAAGAGGGGAACUCGCCCUGUUGCCUUAGUCCUUCCCGUGGUGACGAUGGAGGUGGUGGUUACGACUAGCAGUCAGGCACACGGUGGAGGUGGUGGUUACGACUCAGGCCAGAACAGUCAGGCACACGGUGGAGGUGAUGGUAACUCAGGCGUCGGGAGGGGUGGGGAACCCGAUCUAUCAAGGUUGUCAAGAGGAGGAUGGUCCUCGCGAUUUUUGCCCCGGGUGCUACGUCUUCGACAAUGGUCGUACG